Molecule: messenger RNA, 4303 nt
Organism: Fundulus heteroclitus (mummichog)
Lineage: Eukaryota; Metazoa; Chordata; Actinopteri; Cyprinodontiformes; Fundulidae
Gene: mybpc3
Product: myosin binding protein C3
Exons: 32
Coding region: 145-3954 (1269 amino acids)
Molecular function (GO): protein binding
Source: RefSeq, a predicted model, not a curated record
CUGUGUGUUAGGUCUGGCCUGGAAAAUGGCUGCAGGAGUGGGUUGGGUUUGGAAACAGGACCACUAUUAAAGGCCGGGGCUUGACCCUGGGAGCAAACCGGAGCGGCUGAGUAACACUACAGAAGUGAGAGGAUAUCGUUCAGGAUGCCAGAACCAGCCAAAAAAACAGUUUCAGCUUUUUCCAAGAAACCAAAGACUCAGGAGGCAGAGGUAGGCUCCUCCGUGGCUUUUGAAGCCGAGACCGAGAAGACUGACGCUAAAGUAAAAUGGCAGUGCAACUCGAAGGAUAUUGCCAGUGGCAACAAAUAUUCAAUCACAGCAGAUGGAAACAAGCACUCCCUCACUAUAAGAGACAUCAGCCUGGAAGAUGCCAAUGUCUAUGCUGUGAUUGCUGGGGGCUCAAAGGUCAGGUUUGAGCUGCGGGUCAUAUCAAAGCCAGAGGCUCCAGCUGAGGCCCCUGCUGGUGGACAGGAUGAUGUUAAGGCUGACCCGGCCUCUGGUCCGCCUCCUGCAGCUCCCACGCAGGGAGAGACUUCUGCUCCAACACAAGAUGCUCACCCAGCUGAGGAGGCGCAUCCUCCAGACACCAGACAGGACCUGACUGGACUCUUCACAGAGAAACCUCAGAGUGGAGAAGUCACUGUGGGUGAAAACUUCACAUUUGUGGCCAAAGUAAACGCUGAAUCCCUUUUGAAGAAACCCAGCGUGAAAUGGUUCAAGGGGAAGUGGAUGGACUUAGCCAGCAAGUGUGGAAAACACCUGCAGCUAAAGGAAACCUACGACCGCAACACCAAGGUGUACACCUUUGAGAUGCACAUCAUUGCUGCUAAAGCUAACUUUGCUGGCGGUUACAGAUGUGAGGUUUCAUCCAAAGACAAGUUUGACAGCUGCAACUUUGACUUGACUGUACAUGAGGCCCGGGCUCCUGAAGGUCUGGAUAUAAGAGCAGCUUUCAGGCGCACUAGCACAGAUGGUAAAGAAGAUUCAGGAGAGCUGGACUUUAGCGCCUUAUUAAAAAAGAGAGAGUCCAUUAAGCCAGUGCAUGCGAGCACAGAUCCCGAUCUUGAUGUGUGGAGCAUCCUCAGCCACGCACCCCCUUCAGAAUAUGAAAAGAUCGCCUUCCAGUACGGCAUUACCGACCUGAGAGGCUUGCUCAAGAGACUGAAGAAGAUGAAGAAGGAAGAGAAGAAAAGUGAAGCCUUCCUCAAAAAGCUGGACCCCGCCUAUCAGGUGUUAAAGGGACAUAAAAUAAAGCUUGCAGUUGAGGUCGCCAAUGAGAACGUGGAGGUGAAGUGGCUUAAGAAUGGACAAGAAAUCCAAAAGUCUGGAAGCAAGUACAUAUUUGAGAGCGUUGGCAACAUGCGCUACCUCACCAUUAACCACUGCUCCCUAGCGGAUGAUGCCGCGUACACCUGUGUGGUGGGAGAUGAGAAGUGCACAACGGAGCUCUUUGUUAAAGAGCCUCCUGUCACGAUCGUGAAAAAUCUGGAGGAUCAGAUGGUGAUGAAGGGUGAGCGGGUGGAGUUGGAGUGCGAAGUGUCCGAAGAAGGAGCCAAUGUGAAAUGGGAGAAAGACGGUGUUGAGCUAACCCGAGACGAAUCUUUCAAAUAUCGCUUCAAGAAGGAUGGCUGCAAACAUGUGCUGAUCAUUAAUGAAGCCACCAAAGAGGACGGCGGACACUACAAGGUCAAAACAAAUGGAGGAGAGUCUGUGGCUGAACUGUUGGUGCAGGAGAAAGAGCUGGAGAUUUAUCAGAGCAUAGCAGACCUCACGGUAAAGGCAAAGGAUCAGGCGGUGUUCAAGUGUGAGGUGUCGGACGAGAACGUGAGGGGAACCUGGUACAAGAAUGGCGUUGAAGUUAAGCCUGAUGCCAGGACAAACAUCUCCCAUAUUGGGAGAAUCCACAAACUGACCAUCGACGAGGUGAAGCCAGAGGAUGAGGGAGACUACACUUUUGUGCCAGAUGGCCACGCUUUCAACCUUUCGGCUAAACUCAAUUUCCUGGAGGUGAAGAUUGAUUAUGUGCCUCGCCAAGAUCCUCCCAAGAUCCACCUUGAUUGCAUGGGCCGCACCGCCGAUUCAACUAUCAUAGUGGUGGCUGGAAACAAACUGCGCCUGGACGUCCCAAUCACUGGAGAUCCUGCCCCCACAGUGAUCUGGACCAAAGGAGAGAAGGCUAGUUCUGUAAAACCUGAAGGAGAAGAGAAUGCAGGGCACUCAGCCUGUUGGACCCUAAAAGAUGGAGAGGUCAUCACAGAAGGAGACGGCAGAGUCCACGUGGAAUCCACCAAGGGCCACUGUAUCUUUACUAUUGAGGGUGCUGAGAGACAGGACGAGGGGGUCUAUUCUGUGGUGGUUCGAAACCCAGCAGGGGAAGACACAGCCGACAUCAAUGUUAAAGUUGUUGAUGUUCCAGAUCCUCCCCAGGCUCCUAAAAUCCUCAGUGUGGGAGAAGAUUCCUGCGUUGUUCAGUGGGAGCCCCCUCAUUUCGAUGGCGGAGAGCCAAUCAUCGGGUACGUCCUGGAGAGGAAGAAGCUGAAGAGCUAUAGGUGGAUGCGACUGAACUUUGACCCUUACCCGGAAACAACCUAUGAGGCCAAGCGCAUGAUUGAAGGCAUGACAUACGAGAUGAGAGUCUAUGCCGUCAACAGAAUUGGCAUGUCUCACCACAGUCCAGCCUCCCAACCAUUUGUGCCAGUUGCCCCCACCAGCGAGCCCAUCGGACUGCACGUCGAAGACAUCAGUGACACUUCAAUCACGCUGAAGUGGCGAGCUCCGGAGAGGAUCGGCGCCGCUGAGCUCGAGGGUUAUGGGGUUGAGUACUGCAAGGAGGGCACUGACGAAUGGGUGCCAGCCAUCCAGGGUCUUACAGAGAGAUCUUCCAUGACCAUCAAAAACCUGACAACAGGAGACAAACUCAUGUUCAGAGUGCGGGCGUACAACAUGGCGGGGCCCAGUGCUCCGGCUCUUCUGGCUCAACCUGUGACCAUCAGGGAGAUCAUGCAGCGUCCAAAGAUUUGGCUCCCACGAAACCUCCGCCAAACUCUCAUCAAGAAAGUUGGAGAAACUGUUAACAUCAUGAUCCCUUUCCAGGGUAAACCACGGCCAAAAGUUAUUUGGAGUAAAGACGGAGAACCUCUGGACCCCUCAGUUGCAAGCGUGAGGAACAGCGAAUUUGAUUCGAUCCUCUUCAUCAGAAAGACUGAGAGAAAACACUCUGGGCAGUAUGAUCUCAAAGUACAGAUCGAGAAUGUGGAAGACACAGCAAAAGUCAUGCUGCAGAUUGUUGAUCUCCCAGGGCCACCGGAGGCCCUGAAAAUUGCGGAUGUGUGGGGUUUUAAUGUGGCACUGGAGUGGAAGCCACCAAAGGACAAUGGUAACUGUGAAAUAAGUGGCUACACCGUUCAGAAAGCUGACAAGAAGACCAUGGAGUGGUUUACAGUCCACGACCACUACAGACGAACACACUGCGUGGUGUCCGACCUCAUCAUGGGGAACGAGUACAUCUUCCGAGUGUUUUCCAUCAACCUGGUGGGCCUCAGCCCUGAGCCCUGCACCACAAAGGACAGCGUCUUCAUCCACAAAUCAGGUAUUGACUACAAGUCUCCCACAUACAGGGAGCAUGACUUCUCAGAGGCUCCCAAGUUCACACAUCCUUUAGUGAACCGGUCUAUAAUAGCAGGGUACAACGCCACCCUCAGCUGUGCCGUGCGAGGAAUACCAAAGCCCAAAGUUACCUGGUACAAAAACAAAAUGGACAUCUCCAAUGAAGCCAAGUAUCGCAUGUUGUCUAAGCAAGGCAUUCUGACGCUGGAGAUCCGUAAGCCAUGUCCCUUUGACGGUGGCGUGUACACCUGCAAAGCUGUCAACGACAAGGGGGAGGACGUAGUGGAGUGCAAGCUGGAGGUUCGACCCCAGAUCGCUAAAGAAGAAAAGAAGGAUGCCAAUAAAUGAGGAUGCUGUCUCUGAAUGAAGAGGUGAUGGGCGAGUCUUCGACAUGAUGCUUAAGUUACAUCACUAACUGCGCUUAACCAGCAACCUCUUUGUCUUUGAUCAUCUGCAGACGUUAUGGGGUUCCUUCAGUGUCACGACUGAGCUGUUUGGCUUCAUCAAUAAUGAUCACUUAAGUGUUAUUUUUGCAAGCAAGUGCGGAUUUUAUCACAGUAUUCUCGGCUCUUUUCAAGCUUUAGAAAGAUGGGUUUUCUUUUCUGUUUAGAAAACAUAUCUGAUGGAGAAAAAAACUAAUCAAGUGUUUGAUGAUAAUGUUUGGAUCAGUGUGCGAAUAAAACUAUAUAAAACCAAA